This is a messenger RNA of Polypterus senegalus (gray bichir), 5260 nucleotides long. Its product is annotated as fibrillin-1. Bases 50 to 5260 code for a protein of 1736 amino acids. Gene Ontology annotation, biological process: cell-matrix adhesion. NCBI's taxonomy places the organism in Eukaryota, Metazoa, Chordata, Cladistia, Polypteriformes, Polypteridae. Gene Ontology annotation, molecular function: calcium ion binding. The transcript has 11 exons. The record is from RefSeq and is a predicted model, not a curated record.
GUGGAGCUGACCUCAAUGAAAGCUUCACGGAGAGGACCAGGCAUACAGAAUGGAGGUUUCUCUCCUCUGGUGGACUUGCCUCUGCCUGAUGCUGCACAAGUCUUCCCAAGUGGACCUUAAAAACUGCGGGAGCAGCGGUCUGGUGUGCCACGCCAAUGCAGAAUGCAUGAACACAAUCGAAGGCGGCUUCGUGUGCAUCUGCAAGAUGGGCUACAAUGGAAAUGGGGUCAACUGUGCCGACAUUGAUGAAUGCAGCAAUUCCCUGCACCAAUGCUCUAAAGAGGCCACCUGUAUCAACAGUCCAGGAAGUUACACCUGCAUGUGCAAAGCUGGCUACUCUGGCAAUGGAUUUGAAUGUUCCGACAUUGACGAGUGCCAGUCCAGCAAUGGCUGGUGCCACGUCAACGCAAAGUGCCUAAACUCUGCUGGCAGCAGGACGUGUCAGUGCCUACCUGGCUUCACGGGCAAUGGUUUCAAUUGCACAGAUAUCAAUGAGUGCUCCACCCGGGGGAUAUGCCACUGGGAUGCCAUUUGUACCAACACCCCAGGCUCGUAUUCAUGCAGCUGCAAGCCAGGCUUCAAGGGCAAUGGCAACUACCUGUGCCUGGAUAUUGAUGAGUGCUCAGAUUCCCCUGGCAUGUGCCCCACCAACUUUGGACAUCAAGGAUGCAAAAAUAUGCCUGGCUCUUAUGAAUGCCUUUGUGCCAAGGGGUACCAGGCCAAUGGAAACAUCUGCACUGACAUUGAUGAGUGUUCCACUAACUUUUGCAGCCCCUUUGCAAACUGCAUCAAUAUUCCUGGCUCUUACUCCUGCACAUGCAAAACUGGCUUUGUUGGCAACGGAUUAACCUGCGUGGACAUCAAUGAGUGCACUGGCACCAACAACUGCCAUCCCAAUUCCACAUGUGUCAACUUUCUUGGCAGUUUCAGCUGUACCUGUAAUACUGGCUUCACGGGCAGCGGGCUAACCUGCACAGACAUCAACGAGUGUGCCCGGCCAGGCCUCUGCCCUACCAAUUCCACCUGUUUCAACACACAAGGAUCUUAUCUCUGCCAGUGCACUCAGGGGUUUAACUUCACUGGUGUCAAGUGCGAAGAUAUCAAUGAGUGUGCCCAGAAACAGUGCAGCCCACAAGCUUCCUGUCUCAAUCUGCCUGGCUCCUUCGUAUGCACCUGCAACCUGGGCUACGUGGGCGAUGGCCUCACCUGUGAUGAUAUUAAUGAGUGCACUUUUAAGGAGCGGCUGUGCCACCUGAACGCAGUCUGCUCUAACCAACCUGGCUCCUAUUCAUGCAGUUGCCAAGUGGGCUACUCUGGAGAUGGCACUUCACAGUGCAUUGACAUAAACGAAUGCGCAGCAAGAAAUGGGAGCUGUGGCACAAAUGCCACGUGUGUGAAUACUGCCGGGUCCUUCUUCUGCCAGUGCACCAGUGGCUACCAGUUGAUUAAUAACACCCUCUGUGUCGACGUGGAUGAAUGCCGGAAAGGUGCUUCCAUCUGCCAGGCUAACGAGGAGUGCAUGAACAUGCCUGGAUCUUACCAGUGCAAGUGCAAACCUGGCUUUGCCAAACAAAAUGGAGUCACAUGUACAGAUGUUGACGAAUGCCAGGGUAAACCAUGUGAUGCCCUUGCGUCUUGCUUUAAUACCUUUGGGUCUUUCGUUUGCACGUGCAAAGCCGGCUAUACAGGCAAUGGCUUGAAGUGCACUGAUAUUGAUGAAUGCAGCCAGCCUGGUGCUUGCCACUCCCAUGCCUCCUGCAUCAACCUGCCAGGGAACUUCUCAUGUCAAUGCUCUGAAGGGUUUGAUGGGAACGGCUUCUCCUGUGAAGAUAAAAAUGAGUGCACCCUAAGGAACGACACCUGCCCCCUGGGUACUGUCUGCCUAAAUUCUGCUGGGUCCUAUGCAUGCUCAUGUUUAAAUGGCACUCUGGCACUGAACGGGAGCUGCGUGAGGCCACUCAACAACUGCACACCAGCAUGCCACCCAAAAGCUCUGUGUCACCAAGCACGUCAAGUGUUCCAGUGCGUCUGUGAUUCUGGCUUUGAGGGGAAUGGAGUCCAGUGUCAAGAUGUGGAUGAGUGCAAGGAGAAUGUGUGCCUGGACCGCCAGAUGAUAUGCCUCAACAUACCAGGCUCCUUCACCUGUGUGUGUAAAUCAGGGUUCACCCUCAAUGGCACCUCUUGCCAAGAUGUGGAUGAGUGCCAGUUCGGUGUCCAGCGGUGCAGCUCCUUUGCAGCAUGUACCAACUUGCUGGGAGGUUACCAGUGUAAGUGUUUGAAUGGAUUCACAGGAGACGGAUUCAACUGCCAGGACAUUGAUGAAUGCCAAAGUCAAAAUGGAAGAUGUCACCCAACGGCGGCCUGCUUUAAUACACCUGGAGGUUACCUCUGCACCUGCCCUUUAGGCAUGACGGGCAAUGGGACAGAAUGCUGGGACAUCGAUGAGUGUGCAGAGGCUGGAAUUAAUGACUGCAGUCCAUAUAGCCUGUGUGCCAACACAGAGGGAUCUUACACAUGCCAGUGUGCGCCUGGCUUCCAUGGAGAUGGCUACUCAUGCACAGACCUAGAUGAAUGUGCCCAGGCCUUCACAUGUGACAAUGACACAGAGUGCACAAACACCCCAGGAUCUUACACGUGUGCUUGCACCCAUGGCAUUAUGUACCCAGUGGGGGUGUGCCUUGGCUUUCUUGACCCAGUAGGUCUAGCUGCCCUCGAUCAACAUGCAGACUGCACAGCAGUGAAGGGUUCCCUCUACUGCAGCUGCCAACCUGGCUUUACGGGCAAUGGUACCUACUGCUAUGACCUGGAUGAAUGUUCUGAAGGUGGCACAGUUUGUCAUUCUAUCUCUGUGUGUCACAACACCAUUGGAUCAUACUGGUGCCAAUGUCUGGAAGGCUAUGAAGGGAAUGGCACUGCCUGCUAUGACAUAAAUGAGUGCCAUGGAAAUGACACUUGCCCUGCCAACAGUACUUGCGUGAAUGUGGCUGGUGCCCAUUUCUGUCAAUGUAGCCCUGGAUUCACAGGCAAUGGCUCUCUUUGUGAAGAUAUUGAUGAGUGCCUUUCAUUUUAUGAUGAUAGUCCCUGCACCAGUGGCUUGUGCAUCAACACUGUGGGCUCCUUUGAGUGUGUGUGUGAUCAAGGCUUCCAGAGCAAUGGCACCUCUUGUACGGAUAUUGAUGAGUGCAUAUUGGGCCUAGUAGACUGCGGCAACCACUCGAUCUGUGUUAACACUGCCGGCUCCUAUGAGUGCUCAUGUCACCCAGGAUUCACUGCCAAUGGGACAGUCUGUAUAGACACGAAUGAAUGCCAAGUACAAGAGACCAUGUGCCAUAGUGAUGCAUUCUGUACCAACACACAGGGCUCCUUCCACUGUCAGUGCAGAAAUGGCUAUCAAGGUGAUGGGUACACCUGCUCAGAUGUCGAUGAGUGUCAGGUAGAUGGCAUCUGCCCUUCUGAUUUCCAGUGUGCCAAUACACAUGGCUCCUAUCACUGCUCCUGCCCACCUGGAUUCAGAAGUGAUGGGCAUUCCUGUCAAGAUGUUAAUGAGUGCAUUAAUCAGACCGGACUAUGCCACCUAGCAGCCACAUGCACCAACCUACCAGGAUCCUACAGCUGUGAAUGUUUAGUGGGCUACUCUGGGGAUGGACACUCUUGCAGAGAUGUGGACGAGUGUUCAACACGAGAAAGCCUCUGUCACAAGCAAGCCACAUGCAGAAACAGCCUUGGCUCUUAUCAUUGUAUAUGCAAAGCUGGCUUUGGGGUCAGUGGGGCAAGCUGCAUUGAUAUCGAUGAAUGCCAGCAAGAGAGAGGGCACUGUCAUGGGCAGGCAGCUUGUGUGAACACUGUGGGUAGCUACUACUGUGUGUGUGCUCCGGGCUUCACUGGCAAUGGAAGGUCCUGCUUUGACAUCAACGAAUGUGAGGAACGGCAGCCCUGCCCACCAGGAAGCAACUGCAUCAACUUGGGGGGCUCCUACACCUGCACGUGUGCAUCCAGCACCCCCUGUGGCCUGCCCUUGGUACCCGAAGGUCGCCUUUACCCUUAUGGAGUCAAUGUGGGUGACAGUACAGUCCAGCCAACAGGCAGUGAUGUAAAUUCUCCCUUCAUUGAUGCUCCAAUGGGAAUCCCGUUCCUUGGAUCAGUGUGGGACAGGGUAUAUUUUUCAGACAAUGGUUUGGUGCAGUUUCAGUCCUUGGAUGCCAAUGACAAGUAUUUAUUUCCAAACCCCCCGGAGAAUGGCUUCCAGGGUAAUGAAGGAUUCCCCAUGCUGGCGGUAUUUUGGGAUGACGCUGAUCUCUCAUUAGGAGAUGGUAAAUUAUUUUACCAGGCUUACAGCAGUCCCGGUAAAGACAAAUUCUACUCUAAAAUGGUUUUCAAUAGGACAGCUGAGGAUGUGAACAGAUUUUUAGCACAACAGAGAAACCCUGUAAACUUUGUGCCAAGGUGGAUCCUGAAAAUAACCUGGGAUAGCCUCCUCCCUGUCUCCUUACAAAGAGUGAACAGCACACAGACAAACACAUUCCAGUGUAUCCUUACAACAGACAACAAUCGAACCUUUGCUCUUCUGAAGUUUUCCCAAAUGUUGUGGGGCCCUGAACAGAGAGUGCAUCACUGGGCCACGAUGGGGUACACAAAUGGGGCAACCGAGUUCUACAAUGACCCGCAAACACAGCAGAAUAACAUCUUUGGAUCAAAGGGUCGAUAUCGUCCACAUCAGGCCACUGGCAACACGGGGCUCCAAGGUCAAUGGAUUUAUCAGCUUGACAGGGUCAACGUCAGUGGAAGCAAGGACACCAAUGAUCGCACUAAAUGCCAGCAGUGGUACCUGAGUGAACCAUCUCCUUCCACGUGGACUGCAGAUCUUAUCCCCUGCCCUUGCCACAGUCAACAGGCUGUAGAGGAUGCUAGCUUUUCUUUGGAGAUUCUCCCUUUACUAAUGGCACCCCAAGUACAGGCUCUGCGGAGCUUAAACUCUGAUGGUAUUGUUUUCCAGCCAGUUUUACCCAGUAGCCAAGGUGCUGGGCAUAGAUGUACCUAUGAUUACAAAGGAUAUCUUCUCCAUGGCAGCUCUGAGCGCUACUUCAUCUACAAUGCCAAUGCUCCUGUUGUUCAAGACCACAUCAAUAAAGAUCUGCUGCCGUUCGACUGGUGCUGUAUUAAAUCUCUGCUAUGCCAUCUGUAUUAUACCAAACGACCUGCAGACAACUGCUCAAAGUACUUCCCUGGUGGCAUUGGUAUCAGCAUUACGGUGAGGCUAUAG